Molecule: messenger RNA, 2687 nt
Organism: Cavia porcellus (domestic guinea pig)
Lineage: Eukaryota; Metazoa; Chordata; Mammalia; Rodentia; Caviidae
Gene: Shh
Product: sonic hedgehog signaling molecule
Exons: 3
Coding region: 329-1672 (447 amino acids)
Biological process (GO): oligodendrocyte differentiation; smoothened signaling pathway; cell fate specification
Molecular function (GO): calcium ion binding; patched binding
Source: RefSeq, a predicted model, not a curated record
GUCUCACAAGCUCUCCAGGCUGGCUACCAUUUAAAAUCAGACUCUUUUUGUCUCUUGAUUGCUGCCUCCCGACCCAACUCCGAUGUGUUCCGCUAUCAGCGACCGGCAGUCUGCCAUCGCAGCCCCUGUCUGGGCUGAAAUUUGCGGAGAGUCCACCGCAGCGGCAGCGGGCAAGGUUAUAUAGGAAGAGAAAGAGCCCGGCAGCGCGCGAGGGAGCGAGCGAGCCGGAGCGAGGCAGCCGAGCGCAAGGCAGGGCGCACACGCACACCGCGCGCACCCGCUCGCGCGCAGACAGACCGCGGGGACAGCUUGGAAGUCACCGGGUUCCAUGGGCGAGAUGCUGCUGCUGGCGAGAUGUCUGCUGGUAGUCCUCGUCUCCUCGCUGCUCGUGUGCUCCGGGCUGGCGUGCGGGCCCGGUAGGGGAUUCGGGAAAAGGCGGCACCCCAAAAAGCUGACCCCUUUAGCCUACAAGCAGUUUAUCCCCAACGUGGCCGAGAAGACCCUGGGGGCCAGCGGCAGAUACGAAGGGAAGAUCUCCAGAAACUCCGAGCGAUUUAAGGAACUCACCCCCAAUUACAAUCCCGACAUCAUAUUUAAGGAUGAGGAAAACACUGGAGCAGACCGGCUGAUGACUCAGAGAUGUAAGGACAAAUUAAAUGCCCUGGCCAUUUCAGUGAUGAACCAGUGGCCUGGAGUGAAGCUGCGGGUGACGGAAGGCUGGGAUGAAGAUGGGCAUCACUCUGAGGAGUCGCUGCACUACGAGGGCCGCGCUGUGGACAUUACCACCUCUGACCGUGACCGCAGCAAGUACGGCAUGCUGGCCCGCUUGGCAGUGGAGGCCGGCUUCGACUGGGUCUACUACGAAUCCAAGGCACACAUCCACUGCUCCGUGAAAGCAGAGAACUCGGUGGCGGCCAAGUCGGGCGGCUGCUUCCCUGGUUCAGCCACCGUGCACCUGGAGCAGGGUGGCACCAAACUGGUGAAGGACCUGCGGCCCGGGGAUCGCGUGCUGGCGGCAGACGACCAGGGCCAGCUGCUCUACAGCGACUUCCUCACCUUCCUGGACAGCGACGACGGCGCCAAGAAGGUCUUCUACGUGAUUGAGACCCGGGAGCCGCGCGAGCGGCUGCUGCUCACCGCCGCACACCUGCUCUUCGUGGCGCCGCCGCACAACGAUUCCACCGCCGGGGAGCGCGAGGUCGCCGCGGGGGGCGCUCUGGGCCGCCGCGCGCUCUUCGCCAGCCGCGUGCGCCCGGGCCAGCGCGUGUACGUGGUGGCCGAGCGCGACGGGGACCGCAGGCUGCUGCCGGCUGCCGUGCACAGCGUGACGCUGCGCGAGGAGGCGGCGGGCGCGUACGCGCCGCUCACGGCGCAGGGCACCAUCCUCAUCAACCGGGUGCUCGCUUCAUGCUACGCCGUCAUCGAAGAGCACAGUUGGGCGCACCGCGCCUUCGCCCCCUUCCGCCUGGCGCACGCGCUGCUGGCCGCGCUUGGCCCGGCGCGUAUGGACCGCAGCGACGGCGACGGCGGGGGCGGUGGCAGUGUCCCCCAGCCCGCGCCAGCGUCGGCCGAGGGCAUCCACUGGUACUCGCGGCUGCUCUACCAGAUUGGCACCUGGCUGUUGGACAGCGAGGCCCUGCACCCUCUGGGCAUGGCGGUGGCGUCCAGCUGAAGCCGGGCCGGGAGGGCCGCGGGUGGGCGCGGGAACUGCAGCCAGGUGGAGCAAAACAACAGGAAAGCGCACGGAAUGAGACUUUCAUUAUAAUACAUAAUAAUAAUAAAGUAGGACACUCCAAAAUAGACUGUAAGGAAACAAAGACCCCGGGGAGUUCCGUUGUUGUGUUUAGUUUAUAUAUAUAUUUUUUGAAUUUUUGGUUAUUUUUUCUCAUCUCCUGGCUAUUUAUUUGGUAUGAAUAGAUGUUUUAAAUAAUAUGAACCGGACCUUCAAGAGCCUUAACUAGUUUGUGUCUUGGAUAAUUUAUUAUUAUCAUGUGAACUGUAUUCACGGGGGGAGAGAUUAUUUUGUGCAGCCAAGCGACCUGCUCAGAGUCUAUUUUUCUACAUGUCCCCGGGUCCCGAGAGUCGGGGAUGGUUCUGUGCUCGCCUGUCCUCUGCCGUGCUCCUGCUUCUCUGCCAGUGUAAACUAAAAUCACGCUUCAUGGGGGUCCACAAAUUAUAUUUUUAUACACAGAAUUGUAAAUUAGAUUUUUUUGAGAGAUCAAUACUUAACUGAAUGACAUUUCAUUUUUUGAAAUAGUGUAAAAUAUGAAAUAUAUUAUUUUAAUUUAACUAGUUUCCAAUGUUAACAGCCGUCUCCUGUACUGUCUUCGUGGUUUCACAUUUGCUUUCGUCAUCUUAAUUUGGGCCACGUUCUUGGAAGCCGAGACUGUUACACACUCACACAUACACUUUUUUUUUUUUUUUUUUUUGGACAAACUGGAAGAACUCUGUUAUUUUUAACUUCAAAGAGUUUAUUAGAAAAUAAUAUUUUUUAAAAGCGCACAUAGUGAUGAGUCCGUUGAGGAUGGAGCCUGUAGUUUGUACAGAGAAAAAGGAUGUUUUUGCAUUAAUAAAUUGAAACAUAACUGCUGUAAAUUUACUAAAAUGUAUUUUUGAAUAUUUUGUAAUAGUUUUAUAGAAAUAAAACGUGCCACGCACAGAUCGGUUAGUAUGAAAUAACUCAGAAA